AACAAAGACAUAAUCAAGCCCAAUUAAGACAAAAUUGUGUAUAUUAAGGCAGUGGUGCUCAAACUGUGGUACGCGAGCGCUCUCUAGUGGUACGCAGGGAAAAUUCAUUUUUUUUACAUUUACAUUUUCAGUUGACUAAAUCUGAAAAAUACCAUGCACAAUUAGUAUAACAUUUAAACAUCAACAUCUCUCUAAACAUCUUUCUAAACAUUUAUAAACCUCUCUCCUGUGUUGGAAGCUAAUAGGGAAGGCCUUUGCUGCUAUGUUCUAAUGUUCAGUGAGCUCAACUUUUUCUCAGGUGGUACAGAGUAGAAAAAGUUGGAGAACCACUGAAUUAAGGAAAUCUUUGAGAUGAAAAUUAAUUUAAAAUGUUAUCAAACAUUUACAAAACAUUUUACUUAUGAAAAAAAAGUGGCUGAAAACGCAGGUUUGUGUCAAAUAUCCCUCUUCUGACACUUUUCUGUGUUUUGUUCUUUCUUUCUAUUUCUGUUGUAUUUAUUACCAGUUAAACUGCCACUUCACACAAGGAGCUGUUUGAAUAAAUGAAUAAAUGAUUCAGUUUAGUAGCCAGUCAGUGUGUGUGCACAGCUUGAACAAUGCACCAAAACACACAUGAUGGUUUUUAUAGGUCUGAAUUUGAUUUCUGUCAGAAAAGAAAAGACAAAGCUUCCUCUUUUGAGCAAUUGAGCAACUUUUUUAAAGGGCAAAUCAUUGAAAUCCACGUCACAGACAGGCAGAUUAGUAACAGAGUAAUGGCACGUGUGGAUCCCUGCCUCCCUGUGCUCCUCUUCCCUCCGUGUUGACGGCGUGUUGUUGUUGUUGCAGAGCUGAGCAGAGAGUGGGGCUGGUCUGUGCAGCCUGCAGAGGUCAUUCUCACUACACUUGCCACUUGUUGCAAAAGGCUGCUCUCAGUCUCUUUCAUUCAACACCAUCCAAAAGAAUCCAGCAGCAGCAGCAGCAGCAGCAGCAGACAACCAUCCACACUUGAUGUGUUCAUGCUGGAUGCAGGACUGAAGGGAAGAGAGACUCGUGAGGAACGUUUCCACAGAAGCAUGGUUGAUAACACAAGUAUAGCAACUAAAUCUACUUUGGCUGCCUCCUCCCACAGCGCCUUCCCGGGCUCCCUGUCCCAACAGGCCAGCGGCGGCAUGAAGCUAGAGGCGGUCAUGGAGAACCUGCAGCGGCAGCAGGCGGCGCGGCUGGCGCUGGAGGAGAAGCUCCGACAGGCGGAGAAGGAGAGAGACCUCCGGCCCCUGAUGGAGUCCCAUAUACACCAACAAGCGCUGGCUUUCCGCCACUAUCAGGCGGCGAUGCGAAGCGCCCUGGCCAUCGGAGUUCCUCACGCGUCACCCGCCGCCGCGACGCUCCCACACACAGAGGUCCGCCGGGGGGUCGAGAAGGACGCUGACUCUCUUCGACCGGGCAGCGACAUGGAGAAGACCGAGGAAGGAGGGGAUGCGGAGGAGCAGGAGCUCAUGGAUGAAGAGGAGGAGGAGGAGCAGGAGGAGGACAUCGGCUUAAACCACUUCCAGCACCGGCAUGCUGCGCUGCAGGGAGCGGGUCUUUCUCCCAAGAGCGCCCCGGUGCAUCUCAUAGCCAGACACCCAGCGGCCUUUGCCCCGGCCCGGCGCCCUGACUCCCCUCUGCAGUCCCAGUCCCAGUCCCAGUCCCAGUCCCAGUCGCAGUCCCAGCCCCAUGAGUGGACCUACGAGGAGCAGUUCAAACAGUUAUACGAGUUGGACGAGGAUGAGAAGCGCAAAGAGUUUCUAGACGACCUAUUCAGCUUCAUGCAGAAACGAGGGACUCCAGUGAAUCGGAUUCCUAUCAUGGCCAAGCAGGUGUUGGAUCUCUACAUGCUCUACAAGCUCGUCACAGAAAAGGGCGGCUUAGUGGAAGUCAUCAAUAAGAAAAUAUGGCGUGAGAUCACCAAAGGCCUUAACCUCCCUACCUCCAUUACUAGUGCAGCUUUCACUCUCCGAACACAGUAUAUGAAGUACCUCUACCCCUACGAAUGUGCAAAGCGGGGACUCAGCUCCCCCGGUGAGCUUCAGGCAGCUAUUGACAGCAACCGGCGGGAAGGCCGUCGGCAGAGCUACGGCUCAGCCAUCUUCAACUACUCUCCCGUGGGCACCCCGAGCCUCCUGUCCUCACCAAAAAUACAGAUGUCCCACCUUCCCACUCUCACGCACAACAGCGCCCACAUUGCCCAGGUGCCUGUCAUCAAAAAAGAGAUCGCAGCUUCUUAUUUUCAGAAAUUGUUGCACGAUUACAAGCAGCCUAAGCAGAAGUCGGCAGCAGCCGCCAUGCAGGCAGCGGCUCUGGAGCAGCUGCGGGAGAAACUGGAAAGCGGUGAACCGCCUGAGAAGAAGAUGAUGAUGGUGGCAGAGGAGCAGCAGAGGAUCAUGCAGCACGCGCUGCAACAGAACCUGUUGGCCAUGGCCACCCAGCUGCCCCUGAAUAUCAAAAUCAACAACAGAGAUGAUAGACAAGAGACCGCAUUGAACCUGUCUACCAACGGCAUUAGCAGCAUCAACAUGUCAAUAGAAAUAAAUGGAGUUGUCUACACAGGCGUCCUCUUUGCCCGACAGUCACCCAUAGCAGCAAUGGGCCACCGUGGGAAACACAACAACUGUCAGACUCAGGGAAAGACCAGUCCCAUCCAGUUCCAGCCCUCCUGCUCCUCUUCCUCCUCCUCCUCUUCUUCCCUCCAUGGACACAGAAACACCUCCCCCUGAGCACGUUCUGGCCCUCUUCACUUCCUCCUCCUCUUCCUUCUACUACUCUUCUCACAUCACCACCGAGGAGAGCCACCAUCCUCCUGACCACAUCAAGCUCUCAUCCACUAGCUGUCCAAAGUGGAUUUGUUUCCACUUGGUUUUCAAAUUUCCUUUAGAUACCAAAAAAAUGAAAAGCAGAAAAACCUUUACAGACAUAUUUUGGAAAAGGCUUUCCUUCUCAUCAUAACUCCAACGACUCAGUGUCAGUAGUGUCUGUAUCCACGACAAUUAACUGUAUGAGUGUGUGUGUGUGUUGCAAACUUUUUGAUUGAACAGCUUGAAGCACAGAGCACCAUCAAAAUAAGGCAUGAAUAAGGUUUGUGGCUUAGUUGUUUGUGGUUUGUUUGGUUGUUCAUUUGUAGGCAUUUUUAACAAACCUCGGAUCUUCAGCUCCAGUGUCCUGACCUGGUCGUUACAGCGUGCGUGAAGACAGGCAAAGUGCAUCUGAGGAGGAUAUGAUCAAAUAUUCCUCAUAGAAUGACUGUCCAGUGUGUGUGGUUUAUGGUAGCAUAUCAAUAUAACAGUCAACAAAAAAGCUCAAAAAAUGUGUGUAUCCACCAACAAGCGACUCCCACGUGACCAUUUCUUUCAGUUAUGUAGAACUAGCCUUCUCUUUGACCGGAGAUCAAUGCCUGGGAAUAUGUUUUCAGGAGGUAAAGUUCCUUUAGAUGAGUAAACACUAAAAACCCAGAGGUAAAAAAACAACAGAAUGACGAUUGACGAAGUUAAAUCGUAAUCCGUUCCAAAUUGAAGAAGGUUCCGCAACUCUUCCAAACUUAAGGGAAGCUAAACUUACGUUUAGGAUAGGCGGACUUAAAAUGUGUGGUCAUGACUCCAACUAGGACUUCAACCAUCAAUGAAUAAUUACAAAUGUAGUUGGUUUCACAACAAACAUCAAAACAAUGACAAUGACACAUUUUUUUCACCUUAGAGCCAUCUACCCUUCAAGACAUAAACUAUAACUCAGCCUUAAAGCCAAACAAGACAAGUUGGAUCAACAUAAGGGCAAUAGAUGUGUUGGACCACCUGACCCUGCAUGUUUUGUGAGCUUGGUGAAAGUAAGCCCAUCACUGUUCAUAUUCAGAAGUUCAUCAGAAGCCUUAGCUUGUGUGAUCAUCCACAACUACUGAGCAUAUUUUAAUGUCCGUUCACUCUGUCCACGAAGUAGCUGCAAUUUGCCACAUCCAAUAUGGCUGCUUUAAUCAUUUCAAAUAAGCCUUUAUUACUAAACUCCCUUUCUUACUCACAAGGCAAAUCCAUAAAGCUCUUGAGAAAACAGCACAGCUUAAUUUGCAAGAUGAACGCAAACUGUAUCCAGACAAAUUCUCCCAGAAAGCGAUCAGCUUUGUUCCUGUCCAGGUCUUUCUUAAUGGGUUAGGGUAAACAUUACAGGACAUGUCGUUGCCCCAUUGUUGUGGUUGUGGUCAGAAAUUCUUACAAAUCUUGGCUGCUGCAGAAGGUGGCUGUGUCUUGGUGCCAUCGCUGAUUUUUAAUUCACAUUGUAAAACGGAAGCACAAAAGGGGAAGGAAGAGAGUAAACUAAAGUUCUCACGUGAAGCAGAUGCACAGCACAGUGAGAUUGCACAGGUGAUUUCUGCAACUCAUUGGGAGGAAAGUCAUUUUAAUGGAGUUUAGUGUCAGAAGUCAGUUGGAAAAAAGUGAGUUCAACAUUUAAGGCCGAGUCAAAGUCACUGAACAGAGUCCGAGUCACCUUUAGUCCUCAGAGGUGUGGGGCUGAGGGCUGUUUUAACUGGAGGGCCCGAAGCAAAGUCAUUGGGUUAGUUGGGGGUUUAAUAUACUUUAACUAGAAGGAAAUGUAGUGAAUCACACAUCUGUGCAGUGAGACACAGUCGUUUGUUUGUUUAUUUAGAACAAACAUUUUUGUACAUUUGAAUGCAACAAACUCUUUAAAAGACACAAGAGACCUUGUCAAUCAGUAGAUACUAGCUGUGGUACUUGGGCUGUACUGUCCCUCAUCCACCUGAUCUUUCAGGAUGGGUGAGUUCCAGUUGCUGACUGGAGUGACAAGAAAAGAAAAAAAAAAGUACACGUUGAGUAGAAUCUGAGUUUUCCUUUACUUUAUUGAUGCACUUGUGUCUACUGUCAGAGAGUGUCUCUCUCUUUCUCUCUUCUCUCUCUCUCUCUCUCUCUCUCUCUCUUGCUCUUUCUCUCCUUUCAUAAAUAUAUAUAAAAGAUUUAUUGUGAAGGGAAAUGGUUAUUGGUUUAUAGAUAUGUGGGUUUUUAUUAAGUCUGCAAGAGCAUUUUAAUCAUUUAAGUGCAGAUUUUUAUUUAUUAUGUUUUAUAAAGCAUCCUGCUAACGUUGCAUUGGCGCCACCACUUUGUUUUGCGAGUCUUCUUGAAUGCAGAUACCUCACAAGUCUACCUGUACAUAGUCAUAGUAAAGUAUAACGACAUGAAAUACCUCAUAAAUUCCAUUUAUUUUUAUUGUACAGCCACUUGAAACCAAUGUUUCAUCCGAUCACUGGAGUGUUUUUUUUUUCUUUGCUUAUCGUUGUUUGUGUGAGUAUACCAAAGAAGGGAAUAUUUUAUUGACACACAUCUACCUCAUUUGUUAUAGACUGUGCCAACAAAUGUGUCCACAAUCUUAAUUGCAAGUGAAUUCAUGGUGCUUCAUAUCCAUGUCUGUGAGAAUACAAACGCCUGUCGGUUAAAUAUGGAAACACAAGCAGAGAACUGUCCCAGAAAAUGAAGUAUCCUGUUGAAAAAAAUGCUACUUUUAUGUUGGGUGUUGUGCCGGCGCAACAGAAACAGCCUUUGAGUGGGACACAGGAAUGACGAGAGAAAAAAGAAGCUGCGCAAAAACAUGAGCACGGGGAGGAACGACAACGUCACGUGUUGACUGUGAUCUGAUCCAAUGGUUAUUGCCAAAACGUGCACCUGCACAAAAUGGUCAUCAAUGACAUCAUCACAUGAUCCCACUACGGUAGCUGUCCUCCUCUCUGUGUCCGUUGGUUCAUGCAGACCCUCCACUCAAUUUGGAAUUGUGUGUGACUAUGGAUGAAGGUGUAACACAAUCGUGCAGCAGGGGACAAUCGUCCACCUCGAUCAAAAGUCAGUUGUUAGUGAAGCUGCUGAAGGCGGCCGGUCUUUCUGAUCCUCACUUUGACUUGAAGUGUGUUUGCAACAAUCGAAAAAUGUUUUUGAUUCACAGGUAGAUGAAGCAAAGGUUCAGCUGAAACUUUAUUUAAAAAAGAAAAUCCUGUUGUGUUUGAUCCAUAGAUGGUAGAACACUGGAACCACCUUGACAAAAAUAAACAAAAUGGCUGGAUUUUGGAUAAACCUACCGAAUCUGGACAAUCUGGAAUGUUAUCUUGUCCACCGUAAUGUCUCUCAUGUCCUGACAGAGCUCAGGUGCCCUGAUUAUUUAUCGAUUAUCACGUGUUUCUAAUCUUAACUUAAAAGAAGUAGCUGAAACCAAAGCUGAAAAAAUAUAUAGAAUUGAAAAUCUAACUUUUUAGAUGUUUAUCAGUAUAAGUUAGCUCUAAAGCCAUGGUUACACCACAAAGUACCAGGAACUGUUAGUGCCAGGACAAAUUUUUGAGGAACCAAACGGUCACUUACAACAACAGUAUUUUCUCCAAAAAUGAGAAUCGGGAGAAAUUCAUUCAAAAACAGCUUACAGAAAAUGCCUUGGUUCAAAAGUCAUCUUUGGAGGGGAGAACCAAGCCUUAUGAAAAUUAUUUUUCUCCGUGAUUGUGGCAGGCUUUCUGAAUAAUCAGGGAAAAGCUGCCUGUGCUUUCCAAUAGUCCCAGCUCUGGAAAGUUCUUCAACUUAGUUCUAACCCAUUUUCCUCCUUCCUCCCUGAACUCUGUUGAUGCUGGAACCACAAGUUCCUAGUACUCUUCCUAGUACUCCGUGGUACACACAUGGCUUUGAGUCCUCUGCAAAUAUGUACAAGGCUGAAUCUAAAGAGUUUUCUUUGUUUGAACGUUUUUUUCUGUUUCUUUGAUUGACAUUUGACAUGACAAUGUUAUUACAAAACUACAUUUAUACCUAAAAAAAACAUUUAAUUUAGUGUCACCAGGGAGCAAAGAAAAGCAAUUUUCACACUUUUAUGUGUUGAGGUGGACAAACCUGUUUCUAACUCAAACAGAUCUUCAUUUCCUUUUCCUGAUGAUGUAUUUUCUUCUCUAAAUCUUGCUACAGAGAUUACCUGCCACCAUGGUGACGAAUUGUCUUGCUUCCUGUUCGGAGGAAGAUCAAAUGAAACAAUGACUAAAUGAUUGAAAAUGUGCAAAAGUCAGCUGUGUAGGAUUGUCAUGGGUCUGGUCCUGGACUUCUAGGAAUUUUUUUAUUCCUAACUUCCAUGAUCCAACUUCGGCUCAAGCGUUGGUUCUGUCCCCUUUAGUGCAGUGCUGGAGCAGCGUACUCUCACCCUGUACAUACUGCUGAACAAAGCCAAACACUUCAGAUGACGUAACUGUGAGCCUGCAGCAGCAUGGAAUCACAUUGUUUUUACCAAAGAGAUUUUUUUUUUCAAGCUGUGACUGCACUCGCUUACAUUUUUUAUGGUCCCACCUUGAGCAGAGCAAAUGAGUGUGUGACAGCUCUGCAUGCAAAACAAAUAUAUGAAUUUAUUAUGUAACCAAAUAACCUUGUUUACUUUGUAUUUUAUCUAUGCUAUGCUGGUAGUUUUUAGGCACUAACCGCUUACUUAGCUGUGUAUGACGCUUUCAGUGUUUCUUUUAUGUCCCUUUUUUUGUCCAACUUGGAUGAAUCCAGUGCAUUAUGGGAAUGCUGGAUUGUGGUGCUCAGGGGUUCAAAAUAUAUUAAAAAAAAGAGGUGAAAGCGAUUUUCCUGUUUUGCCAUUUGACUUGUAGUGUAUUUAGAAAUAAAAUCAUUCUUUUAAACGUCACUCAAUGACUGGUUUGUUGAUUUGUUCUCAGAGAUUCUUGUAUUUGACCCACAUUAUUGAUACAAAUUGAUAUAGA
This is a messenger RNA of Cynoglossus semilaevis (tongue sole), 7729 nucleotides long. RefSeq names its product AT rich interactive domain 3C (BRIGHT-like) (gene arid3c). The transcript is spliced from 9 exons. NCBI's taxonomy places the organism in Eukaryota, Metazoa, Chordata, Actinopteri, Pleuronectiformes, Cynoglossidae. The coding region runs from base 996 to 2735 and encodes 579 amino acids. Gene Ontology annotation, molecular function: DNA binding. The record is from RefSeq and is a predicted model, not a curated record. Gene Ontology annotation, cellular component: nucleus. Gene Ontology annotation, biological process: regulation of transcription by RNA polymerase II.